GAACAGUGCCUGUUCAGGGGCAGAACAACAGAUUUGUACCUUGUCAGCUCGGGGGUUUGAACUUGCAAACUUCCGGUUACUAGUCCAACGCUCUAACCACUAGGCUACCCUGCUGCCCACAAUAUAGCAAUCGGAUACUUGACUGCGGUUGAUGAAAUGGCACAAAAUGCGAUGUCUGCAAUGGAGUUGGCCUGGAACGUGACCAAUGCUUUGAGGGUGUGAAAACUGUAGGAGGAGAGGCAAAUUAACCUUUGCGAAUACAUCUCUAAGAGUAGGAACAACAGAACUACUCUUACCUCAGUCUGCAACGUGUCGGUAAUUAAUUGAUAAUGAGCAUUACUCCUUGAAGGCAAAGGGCCUACUGGCAAAGAGACAACCAAAUAAUGAUGAACUACACUGAGGAAGCGAGACAUGGCUUUUACACCAAAGGUUCCCACCAUGAGAACAUCCUGUUUGCUAGCUUUUACAUCUUGGUCUUUGUGGUCGCCGUGCCUGGCAACACCUUGGCAUUGUGGGUGUUCUGUCGUCAGGCUGACACCUCACCCUCCAAGCUCUUUCUAAAGCACCUGGCCAUAGCAGAUGUCUCCUACGUGCUGAUCUUGCCCAUGCGGAUGGUCUACCACUUCUCAGACAGCAGCUGGCCCUUUGGAGAGGUCCCCUGUCGCCUGGUGGGGUUUCUCUUCUACCUCAACAUGUACUGCAGUCUUUACUUCAUGACCUGCAUCAGCCUGGACCGCCUCUUGGCCCUGGUCCUACCGCUCAGGUCACGGUCAAUGAGGAAGGCUUCAUAUGCCAGAGUGGUAGUGGUAAUCCUGUGGGUCACAGUGACCGUGUCUAUGGCUCCCUUGCUAUUCUCCAAAAAACAAACGAUGAUUCAGGUUGACAACACAACCGUGGUCAUGUGUAACCAGCUGUACUUGGAAAAGACUUCUCCCAAUGCACUGGUGUCAACCAUGGUGGCGUUUAGUAUUCCUCUGGUCACUAUUGUGGUAUCCUAUAUAUUAAUCCUGUUGAAACUGAAAGGCAUCGAGCAACAGGAGGGAAGCUCGAUCAGAGACAAGGCCAUCAGGAUGAUCCUUCUCAUCAUGGUGAACUUCCUGGUUGCUUUUGUGCCCUAUCACUUGAACCGUUUCAUCUACAUUGAGAGACACACUCAUAGCGACAUGGAAACUGCGUCCAUUGAGGCUCUGGCACUAGCCAACCGAGUCACUUCCGCACUAACCUGUUUGAGUGGAGCUUUGGAUCCUAUUAUGUACUUUUUUUUGGCAAGGACUUAUCAAAAUAUACUGCUGCAGCUGUUCUGUAGAGACAGGAGAGUGGACCAGCCAACCACAACCUGAUCUGGGAUCAGGUCUCGCCUAGUACAUAAUAUUUUUUUUUAAAGGAUAAACUGAUCCUAGAUCAGCACUCCUCUUGCUCUGAGACCAGUACAAGAGUAUGCUUGCAGUGAUUCAAUGACUAUUUAAUAUUACAAUGGCAAUGUACAGUAUUGAAUCCUACAGUAUGAUCCCAUUGUGGAGUUGUGCAAUAAAGGCUACAUAAUAAAUAAUGGUUGGUAGGCCUAUAUGUAUGAAAAUUAAUCUUAUUUCUAAGUUGUUUUACCAUUGCUGUUAUUGUAUUGUAGUGUAGGCAUAUUGUAUGCCUAUUAGUAAUAUAUAUUAAUAUAUAUAUUAAUAUAUAUAUUGUAUGCCUAUUAUUUUUGGCUAAAUUAAUAAAUGUGUUAUAAUAUGUUAUGUUAUUUUUCACAUACACGUGUUUAGCAGAUGUUAUUGCAGGUGUAGUGAAAUGCAUGUUUCUAGAUCCAACAGUGCAGUAAUAUCUAACAAUUUAACAAAAAUACAAACAGAUAUAAAGUAAAGGAAUUAAGAAUAUAUAAAUAUUUGGACGAGCAAUGUCAGUGGCAUAGACUAAGAUACAGUAGAAUAGGAUAGA
This is a messenger RNA of Oncorhynchus tshawytscha (Chinook salmon), 1932 nucleotides long. Its product is annotated as uracil nucleotide/cysteinyl leukotriene receptor. Gene Ontology annotation, cellular component: membrane. Bases 384 to 1340 code for a protein of 318 amino acids. The transcript is spliced from 2 exons. Gene Ontology annotation, biological process: positive regulation of Rho protein signal transduction; phospholipase C-activating G protein-coupled receptor signaling pathway. Lineage: Eukaryota; Metazoa; Chordata; Actinopteri; Salmoniformes; Salmonidae. The record is from RefSeq and is a predicted model, not a curated record. Gene Ontology annotation, molecular function: G protein-coupled receptor activity.